UCAUUCUGUGAACCUCGGUUUCCCCAUCUCUAACUUUUUAAAAAAAUUUUCCUCCUUUUUGGCAGUCAUCUUUGACUAAACUUUUUAAUUUUUUAAUUUUAUUUCUUUAUUUUUGAGACAGAGUCUCACUUUAUUGCCCAGGCUGGAGUGCAGUGGCGCGAUCUCGGCUCACUGCAAGCUCUGUCUCCGGGGUUCAAGCAAUUCUCCUGCCUUGGCCUCGGGAGUAGCUGAGAAUACAGGUGUGCGCCAACAUGCCCGGUUAAUUUUUGCAUAUUUAGUAGACACGGGGUUUCACCACGUUGCUCAGGCUGGUCUCAAACUCCUGAUUGCAUGUGAUCCACCCUCCUCGGCCUCCCAAAGUGCUGGGAUUACAGGCAUGAGCAACCUCGUCCAGCCCCAUCUCUUAACAUUUUAAUAGUGGUAGCACAAUUCAGCCCUGGGGGCUUUAAGAAUUCAAGAAGGCUAUCUAUGUACAGUUCUCAGUAACCCACCAAGCACCUAGCUGGUGCUCAAGUAAGCUUUUUUGUUCCCUGUUUUUAAAGCUAUGAAUAGGACUUUAUCAUAUAUAUAAUUCACACACCAUAACAUCCACCACUAUUACUAUUUUUUGAGGCAGGGUCUCACUCUUACCCAGGGUGGAGCGCAAUGGUGAAAUCGUGGUUCAUUGCGGCCUUGACCUCCUGGGAUCAAGUGAACCUUUGCAUCAGCCUCUUGAAUAGCUGAGACUAGUUGUGUACCACCACCCACCAUGGGAGAAUCGCUUGCAUUCAGAAGUUCAAGACUAGCCUAGGUGAAUUUGGCUGGGCAUGACUCACACCUGUAGAAGUGCUAAGGGUAGAGCAUCAUAUUUAGCCCAAAAGGUUGAGGCUGCAGGGCGCUGUGAUCAUGCUACUGCACUCCAGCCUGGGUGACAGAGACAGACCUUGUCAUUAUUUUAAUUUUAAUUAAUUAAUUAAUUUUUGAGAUGGAGUCUCGCUCUGUUGCUCAGGCAGGAGUGCAGUGGUGCGAUCUCGGCUCACUGCAGUCUCCGCCUUCUAGGUUCAAGCAAUUCUCCUGCCUCAGACUCUUGAGUUGCUGGGAUUACAGGUACACACCACCAUGCUGGGCUAAUUUUUUGUCUUUUUAUUAGAGACGAUGUUUCACCAUGUUGCCCAGGCUAGUUUCAAACUCCUGACCUUAGGUGAUUCACCCACCUCGGCCUCCCAGAGUGCUGGGAUAACAGGAGUGAGCCACUGCACCUGGUGCCCACUCUUAAAAAAAAAAAAAAAAAAAAAAAAAGGCCAGUCAUGGUGGCUCAUGCCUGUAAUCCCAGCACUUUGGGAGGCCGAGGCAAGCGGAUCACAAGGUCAAGAGACUGAGACCAUCCUGGCCAACAUGGUGAAACCCCGUCUCUACUAAAAAUAUAAAAAUUAGCUGGGCUUGGUGGCAUGUGCCUGUAGUCCCAGCUACUUGGGAGGCUGAGGUGGAAGAAUCACUUGAACCCGGGAGGCAGAGGUUGCAGUGAGCCAAGAUUGUGCUACCAUGCUCCAGCCUGGUGACAGAGCAAGACUCCGUCUCAAAAAAGGAAAAAAAAAAAGAAAAGAAAUGUUGACCGCGCGGUGACUAACGUCUGUAAUCCCAGCACUUUGGGAGGCUGAGGUGGGCGGAUCACAAGGUCAGUAGUUCAAGAUCACCCUGACCAAAAUGGUGAAGCCCUGUCUCUACUAAAAAUACAAAAAUUGGCCAGGCACGGUGGCUCAUGCCUGUAAUCCCAGCACUUUGGGGGGCCGAGGCUGGCAGAUCAUGAGGUCAGGAGUUCGAGACCAGUCUGGCCAAGAUGGGAAACCCCAUCUCUACUAAAAACACUAAAAAAUUAGCUGGGUGUGGUGGCACGUAGCUGUAGUCCCAUCUACUCUGGAGGCUGAGGCAGAAGAAUUGCCUGAACCCAGGAAGCAGAGGUUGCGGUGAGCUGAGAUGCCACUGCACUCCAGCCUGGGUGACAGAGUGUAACUCCAUCUCAAAAAAAUAACAAAAAACAGAAAUUAGCUUCUGGGCAUGGUGGCAUGUGCCUGUAAUCCCAACUACUUGGCAGGCUGAGGCAGGAGAAUUGCUUGAACCCAGGAGGCAGCGGUUGCAGUGAGCUGAGAUCAUGCCACUGUACUCCAGCCUGGCGAUAGAGCAAGACUCAGUCUCAAAAAAAAAAAAAAAAGAAAUGUCUGUUCAGAUCUUUGGUUUGUUUUUCAACUGGGCUGUUUUAUUGUUGUGAAAAUUCUUUAUAUAUUUUUAAAAAUUUAUUUAUAUAUUGUAAAAGUUAUUUAUAUAUUUUAACUAGUUCCUUCUCAGAUAAAUGACUUGUAAAUAUUUUUGUUAUACUCUGUGAGUUGUCUUUUCAUUUCUUUCUUUUUUUUUUUUAUUACAACAUGGUCUUUUAGUCUUUUCAUUUCUUGGUGGUAUCUUUAAAGCACAAGCUUUAUGUUUAUUGAGAUGUAAUUCACCCACCAUGAAGUAGCAGAAAAGUUUUAAAUUUUGAUGAAGCCCAAUUUAUUAAUUUUUUUCUUUUCUUUUCUUUCUUUUUUUUUUUUUGCUUGUGCUUUUUGUGUCAUCUACAAAGUCCUUGCCUAACUAAAGAUCAUGAAGACUUACUCAUAUUUUCUUCUAAGGGAUUUUUUGUUUUAGCUCUUACAUUUAGGUCUUUAAUCCAUUUUGAGUUAAUUUUUAUAUAGGGUGUAAGGUAGGAGUUCAAGCUUUUACAUAUGUAUAUCCAGUUGUCCCAGUACCAUUUGCUGAGAUUGUUCUUUUUUUUUUUUUGAGAUGGAGUCUCGUUCUGCCGCCCAGGCUGGAGUGCAGUGGCAUGAUCUUGGCUCACUGCAACCUCCACCUCCUGGGUUCAAGCAAUUUUCCUGCCUCAGCCUCCUGAGUAUCAGGGAUUACAGGCGCGCACCACCACGCCUGGCUAAUUUUUGUAUUUUAGUAGAGACAGGGUUUCAUCAUGUUGGCCAGGCUGUUCUCGAUCUCCUAACCUCAGGUGAUCUGCCCUCCUCGGCCGUCCAAAGUGCUGGGAUUACAGGCAUGAGACACUAUGCCUGUCCUAUACAGUCUUAAUUACUGUACCUUUGUAGUAAGUUUUCAAAUGAGUUCUCCCACUUUGUUCUGCUUUUUCUAGAUUGUUUUGUCUGUAGUUAAUUGUUUGUGCUCUGAAGCCAGGCACCUGAGAGCGGUGUGUUCUCAAGCAAAUUACUUAACCUGUCUGUGCCAAAGCUUCCUUAUCAUUAACAAGGGUAUGAUAGCAAUCAUACAGUGAUUAAAUAUGUGUGAAGCGUGCUCAGUACUUGGCUCAUAGAAAAGGCUCCAUGUGGGAAUAAUACCUUUUUCUGUUCACUCAACACCCGCUAUGACUCAGGCCCCCUUUUAUUGCAGGUGAUACAAUGGUGAAUAAAAUGGUCAGGUUUUUCUUGUGGAUUCAGUUGACCCUGGAAGCAGAUAAUCAGCAAGUAAAUGCAUUAAAAAUGGAAUAAUGAUUUUAUUUUUUGAGACAGGGUCUUGCUCUGUUGCCGAGGCUGGAGUGCAGCAGCUCAAUCAUAGCUCACUGUAGCCUCGACCUCCUGGGCUCAAGUGAUCCUCCUGGCUCAGCCUCCCAAAUAGCAGGGAUUACAGGCUUGAGCCAUCACACCAGUGGACUUUUCAUUUUUUUGUAGAGACAGGGUCUUACUAUGUUGCCUGAGGCUGGCAUAAAAGAAUUUCUGAGAGUAAUAUUAGUAAAUGCAAAGAAUAAAAUAAGGUGAUAGGGAGAAAGAAGGGGGCACUGUUUUAGUGGAGGAGGUUGGAGAAGGUCACUCUGAAGGGGCUUGAGCAGAGACUCAGAUGAUGAAAAGUGGCGACUGUGAGGAGAGCCAGGCAAAGCAUUGCAGGCCAAGGGAACAGCCCACACAGUGGCCCACGGGUAGGAAAGAGGGCAGCAGGUGUGAGAAACUGUCAAGAGGGCUGUGUGGCUGGAGCAGAGUCAGUGGGAGAGAGUGUUGGAGAGAGAGGUCAGGGAGGUGAUGGGGAAAGGCUUUUUGGGCUUGAUGGGCCAUGGUGAGAAUUUGGCUUUUACUCUGAGUGAGACACAACCUGAGAAGGCCCUGUGCAGAGGAGGGACAUGAUCUGAUUCUGGUCUUCCCAGCUUCCUCCUGUUGUGUAGAGGGCAGGGCAGGAGCAGGGUGACAAGGAGGAGGCUGCUGCAUUGCCCAGGCAGGAGAUGACGGGGCACAGGACCAGGGUGUUAGCUGCUGCUGUCCUCCUCACAGGGAGGAGGUCCCUGUCCCACCAGCAGCUCCUCAUCUGGAAUGGGAACUCAGAGGCAGGGCUAGGGACAGGUAUAAUGGACAGGAUUGAAAGGAGCCUGGCGCUAGGUGUGGUGGCUCAUGCCUGUAGUCCCAGCACUGUGGGAGGCAAGGGAGAGAAGAUUGCUUGAGCCCAAGAGUUCAAGACCAGCCUGGGCAACACAGGGAGACCCUGUCUCUACAAAAAAAUAAACAAAUUAGCCAGGCGUGGUAGUGGUACCUGUAGUCCCAGCUACCUGGGAGGCUGUGGCAAGAGGAUUGCUGAAGUCUGAAGAGGUGGAGGACACAGUGAGCUGUGAUGGCACCACUGCACUCCAGCCUGGGCAACAGAGCAAGAUUCAUCUCUAAAAAAAACCCCAAAAAAAACAAAAAAAAACAAGGCCAGGUGCAGUUGCUUACACCUGUAAUCCUGGUACUUUAGGAGGGUAAGGCUGGAGGAUUGCUUGAAGCCAAGAGUUCAAGACCAGCCUGGUCAAUACAGCAAGACCCUGUCCCAUGUAAAAAAUAAACAACUUAAAUGAAUAAAUAAGGCCAGGCAUGGUGGCUCAGGCCUGUAUCCCAGCUACUCUGGAGGCCGAGGAAGGAGAGAAUCGCAAAUCACUUGAACCCAGGAGGUGAAGGUUGCAGUGAGCCAAGAUCGCACCAUUGCACUCCAGUCUGGGCGGUGGAGCAAGGCUCCAUCUCAAAAAAAAAAAAAAAAAAAGAAAGUUACCUGGGUUCAACUGAAGCGUGAGCCUGCUCCACCCAGAGAAGCACUCUUUAUGAGAACCAGUGGGAAGGACUGAGCUGCUAGAACCUAUUCCCUGUGAAUCCAUGGCAUGAUAGGUGCGAAAAAAAUAAAAGACCUCUAGACUGUAAAAAUGUUUCUCUUCAUUGGUAGAAGUAUGGUAUCCUCUCCCUCAAAGAAAUAUUUCAAACAAAUUUUAAUUAUGUCCUAAUUCAUUAGGUAAUGUCUUGACUAUUCAAAUGUAAGGUAUUUCUUGGUGAACUGUACUCACUUGGUUAGAAAAUGGCCAGGUAUUAUGUAUGAAAUAUUUGUAUUGGUUUGAAGAUAGUCCUUCUAAAUCAUCAAGGAAAUUUACACACACACACACACACACACACACAGAUUUUCAAAGAAGGAAAAAGAGGCUGGAUAUAGUGGCUCAUGCCUGUAAUCCCAGCACUUUGGGAGGCCGAGGAGGGCAGAUCUCUUGAGACCAGGACUUUAAGACCAACCUAGGCAAUGUAGUGAGAACUCAUUUCUCUAAUUUUUUUUUUUAAAGCAUGGAACUGGGUAUCCCUGCAUGGAAAGCAGCAUCCUAGGUGCCACAUCCCUCCCCCUUCCCAGCACCCCCCGUUCCCAGCACCCCUCCCCUUCCCAGCAGCCCCCUUCCCAACACCCCCACUUUUCAGCAUUCCUCCCCCUUCCUAGCACCCCUCCCCGUUCCCAGCAUCCCUCCCCACUGCAGUUUUGCUCAUCCUAUGCUACCCUUCCCUAUGUAUUCCCUACAUGCACAUUCUGUCUGCAGACACUGGCUCUGGUGUCACCUCCUCCAGAAAGGCCUCCAACUCCCUCCACAGCCCCUUACCUCUCUGCCCCUCUCUUGUGCUGGCCCAUCCCCCAUCCAAGCCCCAGACCUAGACCACGCCUUCUGACCAUCACAUGGUGGACAGUGUGCUGCCCUGGCCAGCCUGGGAGACAGGCUGCUCAAGGUGGGCUCAAGGCAGGGGGACCCACAGGCCACCAUAAGGACACACUUAUGGGGCCAUCUCGCCCUCAGCUCUCUCAGGACCUGGUGCGCAUGGGCCACCUGACAGGGCUAAAGCCCCUGGUGCUGGUCACCUUCCAGUCCCCAGUCAAUUUUUACCGCUGGAAGAUAGAGCAGCUGCAGAUCCAGAUGGAGGCUGCCCCCUUCCGCAGCGAAGUUUCAGAGGAAUGCGUAGCAGAGGAAGUGUGUAGCAUGAGCUGGUACACACCCAUGCCCAUCAAGAAUGGCAGCGUGAUCAUGCAGGUGGACAUCAGCAGCAAUCGCCUGGGGACCUUCAUUCAAGAUAAAUGCUUCCAGAUGAACAUCAACGGCUUCCUGAAGAGAGAUGAGGAGAGCCGCAUCGUGUACACUGUGGGAGAGGAGCUGUACGACCUGUUACCUGAGCACUUUGUGGGUAUCUCAUCGAGGCCCCUGUGGUACACUGUGAACCAGGCACCUGUGCUCAUCCUGGGUGGCAUUCCCAAUGAGAAGUAUGUCCUGAUAACUGACACCAGCUUCAAGGAUCACUCGUUCUUGGAGCUGAGCAUUGACAGUUGCUGGGUGGGCUCCGUCUACUGCCCCCAUUCUGACUUCACCGCCACCAUCUAUGACGCUAUUGCCACCGAGAGCACCCUCUUCAUUCGGCAGAACCAGCUGGUCUACUACUUUACAGGCACCUACACCACACUCCACGAGAGCAGCCGCGGCAGUGGCAGCUGGGUUCGUGUCCUGGCCAGUGAGUGCAUCAAGAAGCUGUGCCCUGUGCAUUUCCCUGCCAAUGGCUCUGAGUACGUAAUGGCCCUUACCUUGGGCAAGAAUGAGGGUUUCCUACACCUCGGGACCAUCACAGAUGGCCAGGUGUCCUUCGAGAUGCUGCCCAAGCAGUGGUCUGUGUGCCAGCAGAUAGAAGUUUACACCUGUAACAUAAUUUGGUCCGAAUACAUCGUGGACGAAUAUACCCUACUGCUGCUGGUGGAGAGUGCAUACAGUUCGAGCAGUAAAUUGUACCAUCUGGUCACCUACAACAGAGUUACUGAGGAAACGGAAAUUGUCUACGUAGUCCCAGAAUUUGUCCCUGAAGCUCGAGGGUUGGAGUUCCUGAUGAUCCUAGGGACAGAGACCUACACCAAAACUCCUAUGGUCCCCAAGGGCAUCUCCUCUAACCCCUACAACAACUUGAUCUUCAUCUGGGGCAACUUCCUUCUGCAGAGCUCUAACAAGGAAGACUUCAUCUACCUGGCAGACUUCCCCAAGGAACAGACCAUCAAAUAUGUAGCCAGAUCAUUCCUUGGGAACAUGGUCAUAGUCACAGAGACAGAGGAGAUCUGGUACCUUGUGGAGGGCACCUACCAGGUGUACCAGCUGUUCCCGUCCAGGGGCUGGGACGUGCACAUCAGCUUACAGCUGAUGCAGCAAUCCUCUCUCUACGCAUCUAAUGAAACCAUGGUGACCCUUUUCUAUGAAGGCAACAAACUAUAUCAGCUGGUGUACCUUAUGUACAAGUAUGAGAGCCGGCUGGUCAAGAGGCCCGUGCCCGUGGAGAAGCUUCUGAUGUAUCAACAGUAUACCAACCACUAUGACUUGGAGCGGAAAGGGAACUACUCGAUGCUCUCCUUCACCAACUUCUGCCCCUUCUCGGUGAUGCGCCUGCGGAACCUGCCCAGACCGCAGAGAUACACGCGCCAGGAGCGCUACCGGGCGCGGCCGCCGAGCAUCUUGGAGCGCUCGGGCUUCCACACCAAGAACUCACUCGCCAUCUACCAGGGCCUGGUCUACUACCUGCUCUGGCUGCACUCCAGAUACGACAAGCCGUACGCGGACCCGGUGCACGACCCCACCUGGCGCUGGUGGCAGAACAACAAGCAAGACAAGGAUUACUUCUUCUUCCUGGCGAGCAACUGGCGAAGCGCGGGUGGCGUGUACAUUGACAUGGACAGUUAUGAAAAGAUCUACAACCUCGAGCCCGAGUUCGAGCUGCCGGAGCGCAUUUUUCUGGACAAGGGCACUGAGUACAGCUUCACGAUCUUCCUGUCGGCGCAAGGCCACUCGUUCCGUGCAGAGACAGAACUCGGCAGCGCCUUCCAACUGCAGACCCAGGUGGACGUGGGCGUGGUGCUGGCCAACCCAGGCUGCAUCGAGGCCUUGGUGAAGCAGGAGGUCCUGAGUAAUCGCAACUCGGUGCUAUUUUUGAUUACGCUCAAGGAUAAAAAGCUUUGCUAUGACCAAGGCAUUAGCGGACAUCACCUUAUGAAGACUUCCAUGAUGGUCAAUGUGAGGUCCAAGCCUGGAGGUGGUGGGCUCAUCUGGGCUCUGCUUCCAGGAAACACACCUGGAGUCCCAUAUGGCAACCUGAUGGUGCCAGUGCUCAUAGGCUGCCCCCCAGGCAAGCGCCUGGCCUUCGACAUCACCUAUACACUGGAAUACAGCCGCCAGCAGAACAAACACUACUUCGACUGCGUGCACGUGGACCCCGAGAUGCCCUGCUUUCUCUUCCGGGAUGUUUUCUACCCCUUCUUCUUGAUUCAAGAUUUGGUGACAGGAGAAUCCGGCAGUUUCCAGGGCAGCUACAUGCUGCUGGUGGUGGGUGGCGGGCCUACACUGGAAAGCAUCAGAGACUACAGCAGUGACGAAAUCUACCGUUUCAACAGCCCCCAGGACAAGACCAACAGCCUUAUCUGGACCACAAAGACCGUAAGGACCACCAACGACUCAGCCUUCCACAUCAUGUCCCACCAGAGCCCUGGCAUCGAGUGGCUGUGUCUGGAGAACUCCCCAUGCUAUGACAACAUUCCCAGAGGCAUCUUCUCCCCUGAAUUCUUCUUCAAGGUGUUAGUGAGCAAUAGAGGAGUGGACACGAGCACCUACUGCAACUACCAGCUCACCUUCCUGUUGCACAUCCAUGGGCUGCCACUCAGUCCCAAGCGGGCCCUCUUCAUUUUCAUGGUGUCGACCAGCGUGAUUGUGGGCCUGGUGAUCUUCUACAUCAUCUUCUGCCUCCUGUUGCCCUUCAUGGUGCAGGGCUGCACGAUGCUCCGGUGGAAGAUUAAUGACCUCAUUGCCUCAGACUCCUACUACAGCUACACCUCCAUUUCCGGAAUCUCCAGCAUGUCAUCUCUGAGACACUCCAGGCCAGGCUCCAUUGUCAGCUCCAGGAUAGAAGAGGAUGGGGCUGAACGUAGGGAAGCCACGGAGGGACAGUUGAUGACCUUAGCCUCUCACCUGCCCCCGCCCCCAGCCACCAUCACGCCUCCCCUACAAGGCCCAUCUUGAAGAUGUGCCUGUCACCCAGCCCAGGCCUCUUUUUCUGUUUUGCUUGAUGUUUACUUCUCGUUCAGACUCAAAUAAAGCCUGAUUUCAGGACCA
Callithrix jacchus (white-tufted-ear marmoset) is the source of this 9394-nucleotide messenger RNA. Lineage: Eukaryota; Metazoa; Chordata; Mammalia; Primates; Cebidae. The record is from RefSeq and is a predicted model, not a curated record.